Messenger RNA from Dreissena polymorpha, 10630 nucleotides. RefSeq lists its product as uncharacterized. Gene Ontology annotation, cellular component: cytoplasm. Gene Ontology annotation, molecular function: ubiquitin protein ligase binding. The record is from RefSeq and is a predicted model, not a curated record. The transcript has 22 exons. Gene Ontology annotation, biological process: regulation of proteolysis; proteasome-mediated ubiquitin-dependent protein catabolic process. The coding region runs from base 38 to 2659 and encodes 873 amino acids. NCBI's taxonomy places the organism in Eukaryota, Metazoa, Mollusca, Bivalvia, Myida, Dreissenidae.
CUUGAGUGCGCAUGUGCGACAUAUGUAAACAUUCAAGAUGGCUGCAGAGGAAGAGUAUAUUGGAACCUGGAAGAUUGUGGAAUGCGUGUCAUUAGCGGGAACAGUAGAAACCACCGGCAUAGAAGGAACUGAGUUCAUACUAGAUGAGAGUGGAGAUGUGUGUUGGAAAGUCUCAGAUGAUGUGGAACCUCUGCCUUUCUUCAACUGUGAAACAUACGAGAUAGUUCCAGAGAAGGUUUAUAGCUACAAGGCUAUGAAAUUCAUUGGGACAUAUGCUGGUCUAGAAGUGAACUUUAAGGUGGAGAUAUCAGACGACCUGAUGCUUCUUACGUACGAGAAAUGUUGCAUCCUGCAGUGUCAGAAGAUCUCAGCGCCAGACCCCAAGGAUGAUGUCCCAUACUCUUUCCUGGGGGCCCUAGAGGAAGGUUACUUCUCUGAUGUCAUUAUCACAGGGGACACCAGCAAACAGUUCCACGUCCAUUCCACAAUAUUGAAUCUGACUGCACCCGGUAUAGACUGGACCCAGUCCACUACUCCACUGACUGGUUUACCGGAUGAUGUGCUAGCGGCUACACUCCACUAUAUGUAUGCAGAAUGCUUGCCUAGGGGAAUCUCGGAAGACACUGUGAAGAAAUGUGUGAAACUUGUAUCCAAAUUACCAGAUCUGUCCGAAUUUGUCAAACUGUGCAAUAUUUUUCUACAGAAUACUGCCUUGAAACAACAAAUUACAUCCCUGAUAACAGACUUGCAUAACCGAGCCGACAAGAUCAUCCAGUUGUUCCGAGGCAUGAAACUCGAUGAUUCGGGUGAAACGGAGUCAGAACGCUCUGCCAACCCUGCAAAACUUUGCUACAUCACCAAACAGUGCCUCAGAGAGGCUGCCAUUGCAUGUGCCAACCUAUUGGUGGUGUGUGACCUUUUCUCCCGCCGGAAAGCGGAACUCUCUAGGGAAGAGCGCCAUGACAUCAUCAAAUAUGCACGGGCUAGGAUUCCAGUGUUCCUGAAGCAGUUCCACGAUUUGUUGAAGGAGUUGGGCGGCCAGCUGUGUGCCUUGAAUGCUCACCAGAGGGCAGACUUUGCCACCUACCUCGUACCAGAAAUUGAGACUGCCCUGGAGAUCUUCACAAAGUACGUGUCAAACAGCAAGUCAGCCUUAGAGCAGAUCAUUAAUGUCUCAGAGACAGAGCGCGGAGAAAAAAAUGAAAAGUCCCGGAAGAGCACCGUUGGAGAUGUCCUUGGGAAGACUCUAAAACAUGCACUUCAUGUACGAGAGCUGAAGAAACUGAAGAAACUGCAUGAGAAAUCUACAACAACGUUCUUUCACUUCAUGCAGAAAAAAGAGGCCUUCUGUUCAAUGUCGCAGUCAGCCAAGAUUAGAGAUAUCACCAAACUUUUUGAGUCAGUCGGCGACCUGGUUCACAUAUCACAGAACAAAGUUACAGAGUUCAUAGACUGUCUGGAGACCAAACUCUCUAUGAGGGACUGGAAGUACCUCUUUAAACUGGGCACCUCCAAAAUUUCUUGGGCGAUAUGCAAGAUUCUCCACAACCAGUCGAUGGCGCAGCCUCUUGUCAAGCAGGCGUGUGACCUUGUACACAGAGAGGAGUUCACCUCAGCCAUGACCUCUCUAGGUCUCCUAGCAACAGAGGUCAACCCAUCAGAUCAACCGUCAACCAGUAAGGGGGCAUCAGGUGCAAAACAUACUUCUUCAGUUGCUCAGAAAACUGAAUAUGUGCAAUUAGGCUCAGUGGAGUCCUUGUGUGUCCCCCCUCACGGACGUGACAGUCGCACAGCUACUCAGGCCUUCAAGCUGCUUCAGUCACAACAUCGCACAGAUCUCACCUUCGAAAUAAUUCAGACACACGAGACGGGUGACACAGUGGUGGACCACACUGCAGGUGGCAAUGUGGAACACAUGGGGUCAGAGGUCAAGGUGGAUGUCUGCAGCAUCCCCGCCCACAGGGUCGUCAUAGCAACCAGGUGUCACUGGUUCAAGAGGGCCCUACUCAGUGGCAUGAGGGAGUCAAUAGACAGGAAAAUCACAGUACACGACACGAGCCCUACAUUGUUCCGCAUGUUUCUUGAGUACUUGUACAGCGGGAGCCUCGAGAUGAAUGAGAUGUCCACUGAGCAGAUAGCAGAUAUGAUGACCCUUGCCGAUAGAUAUGAUACUGUGUGCCUGCGUUCCAAGUGUGAGUAUGCAUUGAGACACCACCUGGAUGAGAACACAGUCUUCUAUCUGCUCAGCCUGGCUGAUCAACUCAAUGCCAGAACUCUGAAGGAGAACUGCAUGUUGUACCUGUCAGAGAACCCACUGUUGUCAACAAGCGAGGUGUUCCCAGACCUUCCAGAGCACCUGCAAACAGAGGUGGAGGCAGUUACACUGUCCAAACUUGGGCCCCAUGAUCCAUCCAGCUCAGCUACGCCCAGCUCCAGCCUGUCAGAGCUAGAGGAGGUAGCAGACAGGAUGAACUUGGAGUCGCCUGGGUCGUCAGGGAGCUCCUCCUCAGACAGUCUGUCAGACUCAGCGCGCCUACAGGAAUGCGUGGAUGGGCUUCGUGAGGUCGUGGGGUCAGAUGUUCCCGACCAGGAGCUGGUCAGCUUGUCCCUUGCUGCCGACUGUGAUCUGAAUCGUGCAAUCAACUUCUUUUUCUCUUGAUGCUGUUGUAAUUUUUUCACAGAAUGCAACUUCACUGUGUCAAAAAAGUCCUAGCUUCUAGGUAAUGUGAAUGUAAGUUACUGCUAGGUAGGCUGAUGUUAAGAUAUUGUAAUCAGUAGCCAAACAAUAUGUUUGUUUUGUUGUUAAUUAUUUAAUAGAAGGUGUUACAAUUUUGCUCAUGGUCAAAUAGUUUUGGAAAUUGAGUGGUCAAUUAUGUUGCUGAAUACAAAAAAAAUUAAGAGCCAGUUUGACAUUUUAUUUGACAUUUUUGUAUUCAGUUCGGCAAGCAGCUUUUGUUCUUAUGCAAACUUAUGCAUCUGCAUGUACUUGCCCAUACACUAAGAUAAUUAUGUCUAUAACAUAUGCUUAUGCUUUUAAAAGAAAUCUGCUAAAUUGCUUAUUCAUAUGUUAAGUAGUGGAAGUAUGAUAUAAUAAGUUUUUAGUGAAAUAGGUUGAUGGAUGCAAGAUUUGUUCCCACUAAUUUCUAUGAAAACUUCUACUGUAAAAUAGUGCUUCUAAAAAGUAAAAGUAAGCAGUUUGUAAAUUGUUCACGCUUUGGGGACAAUAAUUUUUUCAGUUUUGACACAUUUCUAUUGAAUUAUAUGGAAAUGUCUUGACACUCUUCUCACUGUUUACGCUGUUCAGUGUGAUUCUUGUAUAUGUGUUCAUUCUUCAAAGUAUAACAUGUGUACUGUGUGUUUGAUAGGCAUUCCAUAACUUUAGUCUUCAAAUAGGUUUGAACAUCCAAUUCUUUGCAUUAAUUGUUCCAAGGCUAUCAUCCUGUUUUUAACCAUUUUGUGUUGAAAGUUAGUGUUUUGUUAUUAAAUUAGUGGAUAGGAACAAGAAUUCCUCUCUGGAUACAGUUUCAGGAGUUUUUCUGUUAGCUAUAGUAAAAGAACAAAAUAUGUUUACUUUUUGAUACAGAUAAAAUUGCAAUUAAACACUUGCAGGAUUCAAGAUCUUUUUUAUGCCUACAUAAAAAUUGGGGCAUAUUAUUUGAAUACCUAUGGCAGUGGUUGGACGUGCAGGGUGUGUCCUGGAGAAAGAUGUCUGCUUAUAAUCUCGGAACAAUUUAAAAUCAGAAACUCGUGAAACUUUGGGAUGUUUGUUGGCAUAAUAUCGGAAAAUGUUAUGGUAAAUUUUGUUGGCAUUAUGCCUUGGCCAUAUUGAAUAUGGGUCAUGCCGGGCAAAAAACCAGGUCACGUGGUCACUUGGUGCAUUUCAAACAUUCACCAUGUUGUCUGGUCCGCUCUCUAAUUCAAGUUGUUUUCAUCCGAUCUUCACCAAACUUGGUCAGAUGUUGUAUCUAAUGAUCUUAAGGCCAAGUUGUAUCCAGAUGAUGUCUAGGUAAAGUUUGAAUAUGGGUAAUGCCGGGUCAAAAAUUAGGUCACGUGGUCACCUGGUGCAUUUUAAACAUUCAGCAUGUUGUCCACUCUCUAAUUCAAGUAGUUUUCAUCCGAUCUUCACCAAACUUGGUCAGAAUUUGUAUCUAGAUGAUGUCUAGGUCAAGUUUGAAAACAGGUCAUGCCGGGCCAAAAACUAGGUCAUGGGGUCACAUCGUGCAUUUUAAACAUUCAGCAUGUUGUCCGCUCUCUAAUUUAAGUAGUUUUCAUCCGAUCUUUACCACACUUGGUCAGAAGUUGUAUCUAGAUGAUGUGUAGGUCAAGUUCGAACAUGAGCCAUGCCGGGUCCAAAACUAGGUCAUGGGGUCACUAAGUGCGUUUUAAACAUUUAGCAUGGUGUCUGCUGUUUUUUGUGAAAACAACAUGCACAAUAUUCUGUGUCAAUGCGGCAUGUGGGGGAAUUCGUCAUGCCUGUGACAAAGCACUAGUUUUCAUUCCAGUCAUGCUCUCUGUCAAUAUCUUUUUUGUCUGCUAUAUACCAAGUGUGCAGGGUUAUACUCAUUAUUAGAUGCUUUACGCAGAAGGAUGAUGUUUUAUUUGUAGUUGUUACAUGUAAAUAUAAUUUAUAAUGUUUGCAAGUCAAGGGGCUUAUUUAAGUUGAUUUCUUCGGAAAUACUUGCCUAUUAUGCAGUCUGCAGUCUCAUUUAAACCAUUCCCAAUCAGGCACUGAUAUAAAGGCAACAAAUAAUGGAGCAAAUGUAAGGAUUUUAUAUAGUGAGAUUUUUAUACCCCCACAAACAAAGUUAAGGGGGGUAUAUAGGAGUGAAGUUGUCUGUCUGUCGGUCUGUCUGUCUGUCCGUAUUAAGUGUCCGCUCUCUAAUUCAUCUAGUUUUCAUCCAAUCUUUACCAAACUUGGUCAGAAGUUGUAUCUAAUGAUCUUAAGGCCAAGUUCAAACAUGGGCCUUGCCGGGUCAAAAACUAGGUCACGGGGCACUUAGUGCGUUUUAAAACAUUCAGCAUGUUGUCCGCUCUCUAAUUCAAGUAGUUUUCAUCCGAUCUUCACCAAACUUGGUCAGAAGUUGUAUCUAGAUGAUCUUAAGGCCAAGUCCGAACAUGGGCCUUGCCGGGUCAAAAACUAGGUCACUGGGUCACUUAGUGCGUUUUUUAACAUUCAGCAUGGUGUCCUCUCUCUUAUUCAAGUAGUUUUCAUCCGAUCUUCACCAAACUUGGUCAGAAGUUUUAUCUAGAUGAUCUGAAGGCCAAGUUCGAACAUGGGCCAUGCCAGAUCAAAAACUAGGUCACAGGGUCACUUAGUACGUUUUACACAUUGAGCAUGGUGUCCACUCUCUAUUUCAAGUAAAUUAAAUCCGAUCUUCACCACACUUGGUUAGAAGUUGUAACUAGAUGAUGUGUAGGUCAAGUUCGAACAUAUGCCAGGCCGGGUAAAAAACUAGGUCACGGGGUCACUUAGCGUGUUUUAAACCUCACCAUGUUGUCCACUCUCUAAUUCAAGUAGUUUUUAUCCAAUCUUCAACAAAAUUGGUCAGAAGUUGUAUCUUGUUAAUGUCUAGGGCAAGUUUGAAUAUGGGUCAUGCCGGGUCAAAAACAAGGUCAUGGGGUCACUUAGUUCGUUUUAAACAUCACAAUGUUGUCCGCUCUCUAAUUCAAGUUGUUUUCAUCCAUUGUUCACCAAACUUGGUCAGAAGUUGUAUCUAGAUGAUGUCUAGGUCAAGUUUGAAUAUGGGUCAUACCGGGUCAAAAACUAGGUCACGGGGCAUCAUAGUGUCUUUUAAACCUCACCAUGUUGUCCGCUCUCUAAUUCAAGUAGUUUUCAUCCAAUCCUCACCAAACUUGGUCACAAGUUUUAUCUAAAUGAUCUCUAGGGCAAGUUUGAACAUAGGCCAUUUCGGGCCUAAAACUAGGUCACGGGUCACUUAGUGCAUUUUUUAACAUUCAGCAUGGUGUCCGCUCUCUAAUUCAAGUAGUUUACAUCCGAUAUUUAUCAAACUUGGUCAGAAGUUUUAUGGUGAUGAUCUUAAGGCCAAGUUAGAACAUGGGCCUCUCUGGGUCAAAAACUAGGUCAAGGGGUCACUUAGUGCGUUUUAAAAAAUUAAGCAUGGUGUCCGUUGCUUUUUGUGAAGACGACAUGCAAAAUAUUAUGUGUCAUGUGGGGGUAUUCGUCACGUCUCUGACAAAGCUCGUUCUGUUUCUACUUUGAAAAAAAAAAAGAAUGAAAACUGUUAAUCUUUACAUAUCAUGUUAAGUGUAUCAGUGUUUUUAGUUUUUAUUACUGUGAGGUAUUUGGCGUAGCACUUGUCUGUCACAAUGUGUCAGAUGCAACAUCUGAUUCCCUAGCUAAAGAUGAAUGGUCACUCUCAUCCCUGAAGGUCAAAGGUCAAACUGGGCUAAACAGCUGGCAAAGGUUACAUUUUAGGUCUAAAAACAUGUGAAUAAUUCAGGUGUCUGUGUUCAAACAUGUUUUGUUGGGGUAUCUUCUGUGAAACAACUAUAUUUUUCUUAACUUGAAGUUGGAAACAUUUUCCUAAUUGUUUGGAUCAGGAAAGCAGGAAAGCAGAAAUGUUUUUUUUUAAUAAAUUUGUUUUCAAGAUUCAAAGGGGUAGUAACAAUUAAAUACUGUUUGGAAAACCAAACAAAAUGUAUGACUGUUCAAAAUUAUUUUGUUAGCUUUUACAUUGAUGAGAUCAAUUUAGAUUGAAUUAUGGGCACCAUCUCUUUAUUUAGAACAAAGACCUAGAAUACAUGUAUUCUAGGUCUUUGUUUAGAAUUAUUGAGUUGGAAACUUAGAACUUUUGUAUGUCCCCCACCACUAUAGUGGGGGACAUAUUGAUUUUGCCCUGUCUGUUGGUUUGUUGCUUUGUUUGUUUGCGCCACACUUAAACAUUUUGCCAUAAAUUUUGCAAUAUUGAAGAUAGCAACUUCAUAUUUUGCAUGCAUGUGUAUCUCAUGGAGCUGCACAUUUUGAGUGGUGAAAGGUCAAGGUUAUCCUUUAAGGUCAAAGGUCAAAUAUAUGGGUCAAAAUCGCUCAUUUAAUAUACACUUUUGCAAUAUUGAAGAUAGCACCUUGAUAUGUGGCAGACAUGUGUAUCUCAUGGAGCUGCACAUUUUGGGUGGUGAAAGGUCAAGGUCAUCCUUCAAGGUCAAAGGUCAAAUAUAUGGGGACAUAGUGUUUCACAAACACAUCUUGUUUUUAUUAAAAUCAAUGUUUUUUUUAAUGAUUUUUUUAUUUGUUGUUGUUUUUGUAAUUUAUUUAUUUUUCCCUCUAAGUGAGGCAGAUAGUUAGGGUAAAAAAUAUAAUAUACCUUUGAAAAUUGAAUUUGGUCCUGUCUUUUUUUAAUGAAAAUAUUAUUAAUGAGAUUUAACAUUUACAAGACUAGUUACAUAUUACUUAUUUCUCUCUUAGUGAAAUAUGUUCCUGUGUGUAGUGAUAUAUUAUUGUUAUAUAUCUUGUUAUUAACUGUGCAAUGUUGUGAUGCGGUGAGAAAAUAUAACGUGUUCAAUUACUCCAAGCAACCCCUCCACUCUAAGCGAAGGUCCUCAUAUAUAUUUUUCUUGAUGUAUGUUAGCCGAGUUCUUAGAAAACUCGGCUUGUUCGUAAAGUUUUGCCCAGAUUAGCCUGAAAGUCUUCAGAUAGGACUCUUUCUUUCCCCUUGAAUGGGUUUUUGUUUUGAAGAGACUUCUUUGAAACAAAAAUUCCAUAAAAGCCGUGAGAGUCAUCCCUGAUUAGCAGGCUAAUCUGGGAUGACACUAAGCACAGGCAUAAAACCCAGUUUUCUAAGAACAAGGCUCAUAUAGCCUGUCAUGCAAGCCCCGAAAUAGGGAUGUCUUACAAUCAAUCUUUCAAUGGAAUUUAGUGUUUCCAUUCCAACCAGGACGGGCAUUGUAUACAUAUUUUAUUGCAUGCAUUUCAAAGACUAUCACUUUUGUAAAAUAUGUGGUUAUUGCAAACAUUAGAUAUCUGCAAAUCAUCAUAACAUCAUGGUUAAGAUUUAAUUUUUAAGAUGUUUAUUUAUGUAAUAACAAUAUCACUUUUUUGAUAGGUAAUGUAUUAUCAUAACAUAUGUACUUACAUAUAUUUAAUUGUCAAAUUUUCACUUAUUGUAAUUUUGUAGAACACACGAAGUGGCAUUUUUUCAUAAAUUUGUACUAAUAUUGUUUGCAAGUCUCAGAUUUAAUAUGUGGGUUUGAAAGAGGAGGGUUUAUGGGAACACUUGCAGAGAGCAGGCAGGCCAGGAGAAUGAUGCCGUCUCAAUAUUUACCUCAAACUGUUAAAAUCCAGUCAUUAUGAAACUUGGUAAAAUGCUUAUUUGCAUAAUAUGUUAGCGAAAAUCCAUAACCAGUAGGAUUGCCAAAAGCACUUCUGCAUUAUGGCCGUUAAAUUAUUAAAAAUAGCCUUAAUUAACCUUGUCCACUCUAACUCCAAUAUAUUACAUCGGAUCAUAAUAAAACGUUGUGGUUAUGUUUAUGAGCAUAUUAUCUCUACCAAGUUUGAUAAUCUGUACAUGAAGCCUUUAUUAGUCAUGGCCCCUCAAUUAACCAUAAUUUGCAAAAUUAAUGUUGUCUGCUCUCUAAUCAGUGAUUUCUAUUCAAUAACUUCUAUUUUUAUGAAGAUUUAUAUAAAGUAAGCUUAAAGAGACACCAAGCUUGUGAUUAAAUACGAGGCAAAUGAUUGUUGUUUUUUGCUACAGUUUUCAUGGAGCUGGUCCAUAAUAGUUUGUUAAGGUAGCGCACCUCUAAUGAUUUCCCGCGAUUUCUUCGAAGGUUGAAGAGCCUACUAUUAGGUGCCGUAGCCUAGUGGUUAAGGCGAUAGACUAGAAAUCUUUUGGGAUAUUCCCGCGCAGGUUCGAAUCCUGCCGACGACGUAUACUUUUUUGCGUCACGUUUUAUUUAUGUUCUAACGUAAUUUGAUUUAAUAUGGCAUAUAAGCUAUAUUUAUUGUUAAAUAUGUUGCAAUUUUUAUGCACAUUCUUCAAUUAUUAAAAUUAAAACAACGUUAUGGCGAAAUUGGGUGAUUUACUGUUGAAAAUACGAACCAUGCAUGCUGCAUUUUUAUUUUUAUUUCAAAAAGUAAACGGUAAAUCUGUCUAGUUCUUGGUAUUUUUGCUGUAUAUAGUGUUUCUAUAUAAAACUAAGUUUAAAAUAUGACUUAAAUGAUACUAUUUUGAAUUUUAUGACACUUUGUUUUUAACCGACCCAAUUUUUACUUGGCUGAAAUCACUUACAUUUCAUGGCGCUCUUCCAUAGAUAAAAAUUUGUUAAAAAUAAAUGUCUGUAAAAGAAUACUUAUUUCAUUUUGUUUAAACUUUAAACACCUUUAAAGCAUCUGUACACAUCAACUGCAUGUCCAUAUUUGGAAAUUUGAAUGAAUUAAGGAACUUUUAUAUACCCCAGGGGUGAAAAUAAACUGGACAAAAGCCGAGCGUGGGGGUGGUUUUGAAAAAAUCGGUAUAUUUUUUUAAAAAGCAUGGAAAGCCUACCUACAAAUUUGCAUGUAGUUCAGUGAAAUGAUGCUGAUUAAGAAAUUAAUUAAUUAGAUUAUAUUUGGAUAUGUGCCCAUUAGAGGUGCGCUACCUUAAUUCACAUAAAAAUUUAUUUCUGCUUUCUAUACGGACAUCAGAAGCAACACUGAUCAGAUAUGUCACAAAGCUGAUUUUUACACAACCCAACUGGUUUUGUGUCCAUAUCAAAAGUUCAUGUAGAUCUAUGCCAUUAUUGUAUAUGAAACAAAUGUUUUAUUUACAAAAAUAUUUUGAACAUUGCAAUGUUUAUUAUAAGUUUAGUUUGUAAAUGAUCAAAUUAAUGAUAACCCAAAUAUGUUAAGCUUGAUCUGUUACGAACAGAGUGUAUCAAAUUAAAAAGAAAAUUAUUCUGUAAAUAUCUCAGUUGGCAGGGUGGAACUUGACUACUUCGAGUGACAACUGUACAUUACAUAACAAUAAAAGCACCUAUUCCCCCCUGCUUUGUUGAACUACUUCAUAACACAUCAAUGUUGGAAAAUAAAUAGAGUGAAACACAUGGGUGGUCUGUCCUGUACCUUUUAGCUUCACCACUGCAGUCCAUCUGGUCUGGUGAACACAAACAGUUUGAAAAUCGUGUACAAUUUAUUACAUGUUUCAUGAGAAAUUAAUAUAAAAUUUAAAUGCAUGUAUUUAACUAAAAAACGUUACUGCAAGUAAUUAGACAAUGUGACCAGGAUGGUUUGACUUUCAACCUUUCUCAUGUUACCAGCGCCAUGUCCCAUUUGUAAUCCUAGAUAUUUCCCCAAUUAUUAUAACAACUGCAUGUGACAGAAAACCAAAAACACCAUAUAAAAUACUCCACUUCAUGAACAUGUAAAACCCUAAAGGCGUUUAUAAGGGAAUAUGCAGCUAAAUGAUAAAUAUUUAUAGUAAUAGUUACAUAAUAUAUAUAUGUGAUAUGUUUAUUUUGGUAAAGCACAUAUUGAAAACUUUUCCUGAACUUCUACAUGUGAAUGACUGACAUAAUAUUCAAGGUCACUAUAUGAAUGUGGCAGAAUUGUUUUUUAGUCUAGUCGUUGCAAGUUGCUUUUGUUGAAAUAAUAUACCUUUAUGAAUUCUAUUAAAGUUUAUUAUAAAAUUGUUUAUUUAUU